Microplitis demolitor is the source of this 8538-nucleotide messenger RNA. It is a transcript of the gene Ufd4, whose product is annotated as E3 ubiquitin-protein ligase HECTD1. Gene Ontology annotation, molecular function: ubiquitin protein ligase activity; metal ion binding; protein binding. Gene Ontology annotation, biological process: proteasome-mediated ubiquitin-dependent protein catabolic process; anatomical structure development; protein K63-linked ubiquitination. The transcript has 13 exons. Lineage: Eukaryota; Metazoa; Arthropoda; Insecta; Hymenoptera; Braconidae. Gene Ontology annotation, cellular component: nuclear speck. The record is from RefSeq and is a predicted model, not a curated record. Bases 348 to 8069 code for a protein of 2573 amino acids.
AAGACGUUUGCCAGCGCCUCUAGUGUCAGUUUCAGUCAACACGUCACGUAAAUGGCAAAGUACAUCAGGCUGAGGGAGAAAUAAAGACUUAAAAAGUGAUCGUGAAAGCUGGACCAAAAUAAAUUCUGCGUAAUUAACAAUCUCACAAAACUCCUUAAUUACCUCUCAUAACUAACAAACUACCAGCAAACAAUCAUAGCCACAGUGUCAUAUAUUACAAGCAAGGUAACGAGUAAAAUCUUAGCAAUGGCGACUUGACCCCACAAAGAAUGGAACACUUUGCUCAACAUCGACAUUACUUACUAUCUCGAGAUUGUCUUUUCGAGUCUAAUUAAAAAGCCAUAAAGAUGGCAGAAGUUGAUCCAGAGACGUUACUGGAGUGGCUUAGCAUGGGCCAGGGAGAUGAACGAGACAUGCAGCUGAUAGCUUUGGAGCAAUUGUGCAUGUUGCUGUUGAUGAGCGACAAUGUUGAUCGGUGCUUCGAGAUCUGCCCACCGCGAACAUUUUUACCAGCGCUCUGUCGUAUUUUUUUGGACGAGCACGCGCCUGACAGUGUCCUGGAAGUGACAGCACGGGCAAUAACUUACUAUCUUGAUGUAUCAGCGGAAUGUACGCGACGAGUGGUCGCCAUGGAGGGCGCAGUCAAGGCGAUUUGCGGACGACUGUCAGGUGCAGCUUUGGGAUCACGAGCUAGCCGUGAUUUAGCAGAGCAGUGUAUCAAAGUACUGGAGUUGGUUUGUGCACGAGAAGCUGGAGCAGUGUUUGAAGCUGGAGGUCUUCCGUGUGCGUUGGGAUUUAUCAGAGAAAACGGAGCACGUGUUCAUCGUGACACUUUACACUCAGCGAUGGCCGUUGUCUCGAGACUCUGUGGUAAAGUAGAGCCUCAGGAUAAAACACUUCCUGAUUGUGUGGAAGCCUUGUCAACUUUACUGAGACACGAAGACGCUCACGUGGCUGAUGGCGCGCUGCGUUGCUUUGCAUCACUUGCAGAUCGUUUUUCACGACGUGGAACAGAUCCAGCGCCUCUGGCAUCCAAUGGACUAGUGUCAGAACUUCUCUACAGAUUAUCAAAUGCAGCGGGACCAGGUACUUCAGUAGCAGCAGCUGCCAAUAAUCCCAAAACACCGCCACCUUCUACAACGUCAUCAACGAUACCAGCACCCGAGCCCAAGUCCUGUGCGUCAGUAUCCACCAUCAUAAGUCUUUUGUCCACAUUGUGCCGUGGAUCUCCAUCAAUAACUCACGAUUUGCUGCGUUCAGAGUUGCCUGAUGCCAUUGAAAAAGCUUUGAAAGGCGACGAGAGAUGUGCAUUGGACUCAAUGCGUCUUGUAGAUUUACUUCUCGUAUUAUUAUUUGAAGGAAGAUCUGCAUUAGGCCGCGGUGGAGCCGUUGGUGGACCAUCUGGGCCUCUUUUGCCUCGUCUACGUCGACUAGACAGCGCUGGGGAAAAAUCACACCGUCAAUUAAUCGAUUGCAUUCGUUCCAAGGACACCGAUGCGCUGAUAGAAGCAAUCGAUACUGGAGGUAUUGAAGUCAAUUUUAUGGAUGACGUAGGACAGACUUUAUUGAACUGGGCAUCGGCAUUUGGAACUCAGGAAAUGGUCGAGUUUCUUUGUGACCGAGGUGCUGAUGUUAAUAAAGGACAGCGCUCGUCUAGCCUACACUACGCCGCGUGUUUCGGCAGACCCGCUAUUGCCAAAGUAUUAUUAAGACAUGGUGCCAAUCCGGAUCUGCGCGAUGAAGACGGCAAGACCCCGCUGGACAAAGCUCGUGAACGUGUUGAUGAAGGUCACAGAGAAGUUGCCGCUAUUUUACAGAGUCCUGGUGAAUGGAUGCUCCCGCCGAGUAAUCAAGAACACAGAAAGCAAGACAGUGAUGUUGAUAGUGAGUUCACGGAACCUAAAGGCGACCCUGAGAUGGCGCCGGUUUAUUUGCGAAGACUUUUACCUGUUUUUUGUGCCACAUUUCAGUCGACUAUGUUACCUAGUGUGCGGAAGGCUAGUUUAAGUUUGAUACGUAAGAUGGUUCAUUAUAUACAGGCUGAUCUGCUUGUGGAAACUUGUGGAUCUGAUAAAACUGCUGGAUGCGGUGCUAUGCUCGUUGAAGUUAUCGCAAACGUUCUUGAUAAUGAGGAAGAUGAAGACGGACACUUGAUAAUAUUGCAAAUGAUCCAAGACUUGAUGAUGAAGGGCAAAGAUGAAUUUCUCGAACACUUUGCGCGUCUUGGAGUUUUUUCAAAAGUUGCGGCACUCGCGGGACCGCAGGAUUCACCUGCUGAACCGGAAAAUGAACCAGCUGCGACGGCGACUGCUCUGGUUACUGGUGAUGAACAUAAACCAGAAGAUGCUCGAGAGUUGCUGGUGGGUCGCGCUUAUCACUGGAGAGACUGGUGCAUUUGCCGCGGUCGCGACUGUCUUUAUGUUUGGUCAGAUGCAGCGGCCUUGGAGUUGUCUAAUGGAAGUAACGGGUGGUUCCGGUUUAUUCUUGAUGGAAAAUUAGCUACCAUGUACUCCAGCGGUAGCCCUGAAGGCGGCACUGAUGCCACAGGAAAAGGGAGAAACACAGAAUCGCUUACAACAGAAGUAAUGGCGUCGAUUGCAGAGAGUCGUGGAGAAUUUUUGGAAAAAUUACAACGUGCACGUGGACAAGUUAAACCUAAUACUGUAAGUCAACCUGUGCUUUCAAAGCCUGGUCCCACACGUUUAGUUGUGGGUAACUGGGCACUUUCUAGUCGCAAAGAAUGCGAAAUGUGUAUUCAUAAUAGCGACGGGCAGCAACAAGCAACGAUUUUACGCGAAGAUCUGCCUGGAUUUAUUUUCGAAUCUAAUCGCGGUACUAAACAUUCGUUUACUGCCGAAACUAGUUUAGGUCCGGAUUUCGCAGCAGGAUGGGCAGGAAAGCGUGGCAAGCGUCUGAGAUCAAAGAUAGAAGCCAUAAAGCAAAAAGUUAAAACCCAAGCACAAGAAAUAUACGAGAAUUAUUUCAAAGCAGCACAAGCUCAGCCGCGCGGAGUAGUGGCCAAGUUAGCAGCGAUAGUAAAUCAAAUAGACAAAGCAUAUCAGAAGCAGUUGUCCGGCAACCGGGAGUGGCGCAGCGUACUUCAAUCAGCUUUAGAAGAAUUGAAGAUGCUGUUGAACGAAGAAGGCCGCGUAUCAGCUUACGAAUUGCAUUCCAGUGGACUCGUGCAGUCGCUGCUAGGUCUCCUGGCCAGUCCUUCUAGCCCCCAAGUUACCACAGUUCGAGCCAACCGCAUGCGUCUCCAGCGGAUAGCCGUCUUUAAGAGCUGCUUCAAAGCCAAAGACACAAAUGACGGCAACUCAGCCAAAGUGUUGGUCCAAAAACUGGUCUCAGUUCUCGAGUCAAUUGAAAAGUUACCCGUAUAUCUUUACGACACACCUGGAUCUGGAUACGGGCUACAGAUUCUUACCCGCCGGCUGCGUUUCCGUCUUGAGCGCGCCCCCGGUGAGUCCUCGCUCAUCGACAGGUCCGGCCGUAGCCUUAAAAUGGAACCACUCAGCACAAUCCAGCAGCUAGAGAACCACUUGCUGAAGAUGAUAGCAAAGCAGUGGCACGACCACGACCGAACGACAUUUACCUUCGUUAAAAAACUUAAAGAAGGCAACAAGAUGACCUUUCAGUACUCGCACGAUUUCGAUGAAAACGGAGUCCUCUACUGGAUCGGUACCAAUGCUAAGACCAGUCCCGAGUGGGUUAAUCCCGGCCAGUAUGGUCUAGUAGUCGUGACAUCAAGUGACGGGCGCAGUUUACCUUACGGACAUCUGGAGGAUAUUUUAAGUCGCGACCAGAGUGCGUUGAAUUGUCACACCAACGACGACAAGCGCGCAUGGUUUUCUAUUGAUCUAGGAGUUUGGCUGAUACCCAGCGCGUAUUCACUGAGACAUGCCCGCGGGUAUGGAAAGAGCGCUCUCAGAAACUGGAUGUUCCAGGCAUCUAAGGAUGGAGUAAACUGGACGACUUUAUAUACGCAUAUUGAUGACUGCUCACUAAAUGAACCUGGUAGCACCGCAACCUGGACUUUGGAACCACCUAGUGAUGAAAGUCAGGGCUGGAGACAUUUGCGGCUGCAACAAACUGGCAAGAACGCCUCUGGGCAGACUCAUUAUUUGUCGGUGUCUGGUUUUGAAGUUUACGGAGAAGUGACAGGAGUGUGUGAAGAUCUAGGCCGAGCUGCAAGAGAAGCUGAAGCUGGAGUAAGACGUCAAAGACGGUUGAUAAAGUCACAAGUUUUGAAACAUUUAGUUGCCGGAGCCCGCGUCGCUCGUGGGUUGGAUUGGAAGUGGAAAGACCAAGACGGAGUACCUGCAGGCGAAGGUUCAAUCACUGGAGAGCUUCACAACGGAUGGAUUGACGUAACCUGGGACCACGGGGGCUCAAACUCCUACCGCAUGGGCGCUGAGGGAAAGUACGAUCUGCGAUUAGUUGGUACUAGUUUAGAUGGAGAAAAUAAAAAUAAAAAUGGAUCUGGUGUUCUUACGGGUAGGAAGUCUAGCAGCACACCCAGUUUGCCGGACUGUACUGAUGUCAGCAUGCGCGGAUCCGUUGCUUCAACUGACCAAGCAGCAAGUGCUGAAAAUUUGGCAGCCAAACAAGCUGCUGAAUCAAUUGCCGAAAGUGUGUUGUCUGUAGCACGGGCUGAAGCUGUCGUUGCAGUCACUGGAGAAGGCGGAGCCAGCAACAGUGGAGAACUUUCAGUGGUACUUCACCCGAGACCUGACACCGCAGUCACCAGCGAUCUUGUCACCAUCGUAGAGAGUCUUGCUCUCAAUACUGACUGCCCGCCCAACAGCAACAGCAACCGCGCGUCAAGUUCCAAACCUCUGUUUUCGACAGUGCGCGGCAACAAGCCAACAAGCGGUUUACUGAGCCUCGAAGCCUCCGAAGUACUUGAUCGUCUUCGCGAAGGUGCUGACCGGUUACGUAAUAACACUAACAGUUUCUUGAGUGGUGAAUUACUUGGUUUAGUACCUGUUAGAAUAUCUGUGUCCAGCGAAACUGAUGACAACUCGAUGAGAAUUAGACCUGUACCGCGUCACAAUCCAGCUACUGAUGCAACAAAAGAAUGCAACCGAGACAAAGAAGCCACCAGUUCGUCAUCACAAAAUACAACCGGGGGAUGUCCAGUCGUGGUCACUAAUCCCAUGUCCGUCUCGGUACCAAAUCUCGCAUGUACUGACACGAACAACACCUUGGAGACAACUGCAGCCUCUGGUUUACUGGAGACAUUUGCCGCAAUGGCACGAAGACGUACCUUAGGACCAGCUGGUGGACAGCACAUUGCACCCAACUCAAAUGUAACACAAAACACACGAGGACCGACAUCAGUAUCAAAUUUCGUACGUUUAGCCUUGAGUUCAAACUUUACCGGGGGACUGCUAAGUACUGCGCAGAGUUACCCCAGUUUAACAAGCAGCAGUCAGGUCGCUGGCAGUGGUGUCACCACGACAACUGGUGCUGGUGGUUUAGGACAAGCAUUGACCAUGUCAUUGACCAGUACCAGCAGCGACAGUGAACAGUUAUGGCUACAGGUGAGUCUCGAAGACUUUUUGGAGUCAUGUGGUGGCGUUGCUAGUUCAAGUGUCGGGGGAAUACGAACAACUGGUGGCCCGACUCUUCUUGGUGAGCUCGACGAUGAUGAAGAAGUACUCGCAGAAGAAGACGAUGACAACGAGGAAAAUGAUCCAGAGAUCGAUUUAUUGAUCCAGGACGACGACGAGGAGAAUGAGGAAGAAGUUGAAGGUGGAGAGGGUGAAUAUGAAGAAGUUAUGGUCUCUCGUAAUCUUUUGGCAGCUUAUAUGGAAGAAGAGACACCACAGAGUACCAAACGACGUGCUUGGGAUGAUGAGUUUGUACUGAAACGUCAAUUUUCUGCACUGAUACCCGCUUUUGACCCACGGCCAGGUCGUACCAACAUAAACCAGACGACAGAUCUCGAAGUGCCGCAGCCUGGAAGUGAUUUGCAGUCCAGCGUACGCGUGGGAACUCUUCCAUCGCCUCGUUUAUCUCUUUCACUAAAGGGUCCAGGUCUGCCGGAUAUACCAGACGUUGAAUUGUCACUUACGGAUCAAAAUGCCAGCAUAUUCCAGGCAGUGCAAGAGCUGAUGCAGAUGACCGAGUUAGGAAGCCGGCAAGAGAAAUUGCGCCGUAUUUGGGAACCGACUUACACGAUAAUUUACCGCGAGUCAAAAGAUGAAGAGUCUUCAGGCCGUGCUACACCAAUAGUGACUCUCUAUUCAGGCAAACCCGCAGUUAGCAGUAACGCAUGCACUGUUGAAGACGUUCUCCAGUUGCUAAGACACGUCUACGUACUCAGCAUCACCCGGGAUGACCGUAGAGAUGCAACAAUAAAUGAAGAUUCACUAGAGUCCACCUGCUGGGUUAAUCCUGACGACUUUACCUCUAAGAAAAUUACCAACAAAGUGAUACAGCAGAUACAGGACCCACUGGCACUUGCCGCCGGUGCAUUGCCAGCCUGGUGCGAGGAAUUAGCUCGCAGCUGUCCCUUCUUGCUGCCCUUCGAAACCCGGCGGUUGUACUUUAGCUGCACAGCUUUCGGAGCCUCAAGAUCCAUCGUCUGGUUGCAGACCCAACGUGACGCGAUCCUGGAACGUCAACGCGCACCAGGACUCAGUCCCAGACGAGAUGACAGCCAUGAGUUCCGCGUCGGCAGAUUGAAACAUGAACGAGUGAGUGUUCCACGUGGUGACAAGCUUCUAGACUGGGCAGAACAGGUUCUUAAAAUUCAUGCCAACCGCAAGAGUAUUUUAGAAGUUGAGUUCGUCGGCGAGGAAGGAACAGGAUUGGGUCCAACGCUUGAAUUUUUCGCGCUGGUUGCUGCUGAGCUGCAGAAAAAAGAUCUUGGACUAUGGCUGUGUGAUGAUCAUGAUCAACUAGAAGGGUACGCAUGUCCUUCAGACGAACAAGCAAAACCUGCUGGCUGUUAUGUCAUCAGACCAAGCGGUUUGUUCCCUGCACCUCUACCUCAGGAUUCCGAGGCUUGCGAUCGCGCUGUUAGAUAUUUCUGGUUCCUCGGAGUCUUUUUAGCCAAAGUACUCCAAGACAAUCGUCUUGUUGAUCUGCCGCUGUCCAGAUCAUUCUUGAAGUUGAUGUGUCGCGGUGAUAUUGCCAAUAAUGUUAAUGAGAAGAUCGGACUGACGGGAGUUACCCAGGAAAGUAUGUCCUCAAGUAUGGCCAGCAGUUUUAUCAGCGAGGAAGGUGAGACAGAUGGACUUAAUUCUUUAGAACCCAGUCCCUGGUACGAGGGAAUUCUCGACGUCGAGGACUUGGUGAUGAUUGAUCCGGUAAGAGGUGAAUUUUUGAAAGAAAUUCAAGCGGUUGCUUGUAGACGGGAGAGAACUAUUUCUGAGGGUUGCUCAUCUUCUGAUGAAGAUGUUAUACGUAUUAAUCAUCCGUCCGGCACUUCUGUUGCUAUUGAAGACUUAGGAUUGACAAUGUCUUACUCACCUGGCUCGAAAGUUUUUGGAUAUGACCAUGAAGAACUUGUAGAAGGUGGAUAUGAUAUCGCUGUUGGUGUUGACAAUGCGAGAGAGUACGCUGAGUUGACGAUUAAUUACUGUCUUAACAAGGGCAUUGCGAGACAACUGGAGUCUUUCAAGGCAGGAUUUUCUAAAGUGUUUCCUAUGGAGAAGCUGCAUGCCUUUAGCCCGGAGGAAGUCAGAGCUAUGUUAUGUGGAGAACAGAACCCGCAUUGGACUAGAGAAGAUCUGCUCAAUUAUACCGAACCCAAACUUGGAUACACACGUGAAAGCCCCGGUUUCCAGAGAUUCGUCAACGUACUCCUGUCGCUAACCGGUCCCGAGCGCAAAGCCUUCUUGCAGUUCGCCACUGGAUGCUCAGCACUACCACCCGGCGGUCUCUGUAAUCUGCACCCAAGACUGACAGUCGUGCGCAAAGUAGAUGCCGGUUCCGGCGGUUACCCAUCAGUGAAUACCUGCGUCCACUAUCUAAAGCUGCCUGAGUACCCGACAGAAGAAAUUUUAAAAGAGCGACUCCUGGCUGCGACACGCGAGCGAGGUUUCCACUUGAAUUAAUUUAAUAAAAUUAAAUUAAAUCACCUAAAAUUAAAUCACUAUAUAAAUAAAAAUGAAAUAAAAUAUUAUUUUUUAAUUAAGUCUCAAGUGUCUCAUGUGAUCACGGGCCUCGUGUUUAUUAAACACUCUAAAUCUUUAUGACUCAGUGGUACAGAAUUUAAUCUCACAAUUUAUUAUAUUUAAUUAAUUAAUUAAUUAUUACUAUUAAUUUAUUAAUAAUCCUUAAUUAUUAUUAUCAUAAGCUUUAAUUUUAAUCUCAAAUAGUUUUGAGUACUUGUAAAUUUAAUUGCAGCUGGUUUAAUUAAUUAAUGGUUUUUAAAAUAAACAUAUAUUAUUAAAUUUAAAUAUAAAUAAAUAUAUAUUUAAAGAUGAAACUAAUUAGGUGCUUUAACACAUUUUCGUCUUAUUAAUUAUUAUUAUUAUUUAAUUUAAUAAAUAUUAAUUAAAACAUCUGUACUACAAUAAAUUA